UUUCUAAUCCCAUUAUCUCAGUCCCAACUAAUCCAUUAGAAACACCCCCUUUGAGUCAUACACACACAUGCUUUACCCUACAUAUUACUGGUACCAUAUUUAUUCUCAUUAUAACAAAGUAAUUCCAAGAUGUCAGACCUACAGGACACUUUUUUGACUGGAUUAGAAGGAAUCAAGAAAACCAUUCUUCAUGGGGGAUCAGGGAACAUCCCCAAAUUCAUCACAGGAACAAAGGUGACGUUCCACUUCCGCACUCAGCUGUGCGAUGAUGAACGGACAGUCAUAGAUGACAGCAAAGCGGUGGGGACGCCUAUGGAGAUCGUCAUAGGCAACAUGUUUAAACUAGACAUCUGGGAGACACUGCUGGCCUCCAUGAGAAUCGGAGAGGUGGCAGAGUUCUGGUGUGACACCAUUCACACUGGAAUCUAUCCACUAGUCUCCAAAAGUAUGCGACGUAUAGCUGAGGGGAAAGACCCAGUGGACUGGCAGCUCCACACAUGCGGUAUGGCCAACAUGAUGGCAUACCACAGCCUUGGAUAUGAUGACCUGGAUGAGCUGAUGAAGGAACCAAAACCCUUAUAUUUCAUUCUGGAGCUGAUCAGGGUGCAGCAGCCCAGUGAAUACAACAGGGAAUCGUGGGCUCUGAACGACGAGGAGAGACUGAAGGUCGUUCCAGUGCUGCACGGUCAGGGGAAUAAACUCUAUAAACAGGGACGCUACCAAGAGGCCACGCAGAAGUACAAGGAGGCCAUCAUCUGCAUAAAGAAUGUGCAGACAAAGGAGAAGGCAUGGGAUGUCCCGUGGCUGAAGCUGGAGAAAAUGGCAAACACUUUGACCCUUAACUACUGCCAGUGUCUGCUCCGUAUGGAGGAGUACUACGAGGUCAUUGAACACACCACGGAUAUCAUCAACCAGCAUCCAGGUCAAGCAAAGGCGUUCUUCUUGCGAGGGAGGGCCCACAGCGAGGUGUGGAAUGAGGCGGAGGCUCGGCAGGAUUUCAGCAGAGUGUUGGACCUGAACCCUGGAAUGAAGAAGGCGGUGAAGAAGGAGCUGGCAGUGCUUGGCAUGCGCAUGGAAGAGAAGAACCAGGAGGACAAGAACAAAUACAAAGGCAUGUUCUGACACUAAACUGACUGCAGAGAAGCAGAGAGGACAUUUCCCUCUUGUCCUGACCUACACCCUCUGAGAGUUGACAAAACAAAUGUCACAUCAGAAACUGAAGUAAAAACUUCCCCUUCUGAGUUGUUUGUGUUUUUGUCAAUUCAGACAGCUUUAGUUGAGUUUGAUUUACAGUUAAAGUGGAUAUUUUAACAGAGAAAUUGAUGUUUGAGUUGUUUUCUUGUAUUGCUAUGAUUGUGAAACUUAAAAAAAUGUUUCAAAAAUAAACAGUUAUAUGUAUGCUGUAUAUGAAUGAACUAAAUAAUGACAUGUUGGUUGUAAAGUUUGCUUAAAAAAUGGUUGAUGCUCAUUUUAAUGUAUAAAAAUUGUGUAAAAUAAAAAUAUAUAAUCAAAGUUAUUGAAUAUUGUUCAUUAACACAAGGAGAAAAGUUAUAGUGCACAAAAUUUAGGGAAAAUGCACCAAUUUGAAAAAAACGUGUGAACAAAAUAGUCAAUUAAACAUUAAUUGGGAGCAUUUUAUACACACAGGUAGAAUAAAAGGAGCAUCCAGAUCUCCAGAAUGAGCUUCAAACUCAGGA
This is a messenger RNA of Oryzias melastigma (Indian medaka), 1697 nucleotides long. It is a transcript of the gene aipl1, whose product is annotated as aryl hydrocarbon receptor interacting protein-like 1. Gene Ontology annotation, molecular function: peptidyl-prolyl cis-trans isomerase activity; protein binding. The coding region runs from base 130 to 1122 and encodes 330 amino acids. Lineage: Eukaryota; Metazoa; Chordata; Actinopteri; Beloniformes; Adrianichthyidae. The record is from RefSeq and is a predicted model, not a curated record. The transcript has 6 exons.